AUGAGGCUUCGGAACUGCAGCUACGGCCGCCCUGCCGGGGCUUCCUCCUGGAUCCCAGCGCUGCGCUGGGCGGGUCCGCGCUGCGAGUCAGGUGCUUGGUGUGGUGAGUGGUGCCAGUGUGUCCAGAGGAGCCCAGUGCCCACUGAGGCAGCAAUUGGGCUGCUGACCGGGGAGACACUGGGGCCCCUGGCCGUGGCCAUCUUCCUGCUCCUGGUGGACCUGAUGCACCAAUGCUGGGCCCCACGCUACCCACCAGGCCCCAUGCCCCUGCCUGGGCUGAGCAACCUGCUGCAGGUGGACUUCCAGGACACACUUUGCAGCUCUACUUGGUCACAGCUGGCUGGGCGCCACUUCGGGGACGUGUUCAGCCUGCAGCUGGCCUGGACGCCCGUGGUCGUGCUCAACGGGCUGGCGGCCAUGCGCGAGGCGCUGGUGGAGCACGGCGAGGACACAGCGGACCGCCCACUUAUGCCUGUCUUCCAGCACCGAGGCUUCGGACCACACGUGCUAGGGGUCCUCUUUGCCCGCUAUGGACCCGCGUGGCGGGAGCAGCGGCGCUUCUGCGUGUCCACCCUGCGCAACCUCAGCAUGUGCAAGAAGUCACUGGAGCAGUGGGUGACCGAGGAGGCCUCGUGCCUCUGUGCUGCCUUCGCAGACCAGGCGGGGCACCCCUGUAGCCCCAACGCCCUGCUGAAUAAAGCGGUGGGCAACGUGAUCUCCUCCCUCACCUUUGGGCGCUUUUUCGAGUACAACGACCCGCGCUUCCUCAAGCUGUUGGACCUAACAGAGGAAGGACUGAAAGAAAAUGCUGGCUUCCUGCCCCAGGUGGUAAACGCCAUCCCCAUGCUCCUGCACAUUCCGGGGCUGACUGCCAAGGUCUUUCCUGGGCAGAGGGCCUUCAUGACCCUGCUUGAUGAGCUGGUUACUGAGCACAGGAUGACCCAGGACCCGGCCCAGACCCCCCGAGACCUGACUGAUGCCUUCCUGGACAAGGUGGAGAAGGCCAAGGGGAACUCCGAGACCACCUUCAAUGAUGAUAACCUGCACCUGCUGGUGACUGACCUGUUCUUUGCCAGGACGGUGACCACCUUGACCACACUGGCCAGGGACGUCUUGCUCAUGAUCCUGCACCCAGAUAUGCAGCGCCGUGUCCAACAGGAGAUCGAUGAGGUGAUAGGGCAGGCACGGCGCCCAGAGAUGGGGGACCAGACCCACAUGCCCUUCACCGUGGCCGUGGUCCAUGAGGUGCAGUGCUUUGGGGACAUCAUCCCACUGGGCUUGCCCCACAUGACAUCCCGCGACAUUGAAGUGCAGAGCUUCCUCAUCCCCAAGGGCAUGAUGCUCAUCACCAACCUGUCAUCGGUGCUGAAGGACGAGACCGUCUGGAAGAAGCCCUUCCGCUUCCACCCCGAGCACUUCCUGGAUGCCCAGGGCCGCUUCAUCAAGCAGGAGGCCUUCAUGCCCUUCUCAGCAGGCCACGACUCGUGCCUCGGGGAGCCCCUGGCCCGCAUGGAGCUCUUCCUCUUCUUCACCUGCCUCCUGCAGCGCUUCAGCUUCUCGGUGCCCGCUGGGCAGCCCCGCCCCAGCGACCACGGUGUGUCUGGUGUACUGGUGACCCCAUCCCCCUACCAGCUCUGUGCUGUGCCCCGCUAGAGGGGUCACCAAGUCUCUAACCC
Ceratotherium simum simum (southern white rhinoceros) is the source of this 1676-nucleotide messenger RNA. RefSeq names its product cytochrome P450 2D14-like. The record is from RefSeq and is a predicted model, not a curated record. NCBI's taxonomy places the organism in Eukaryota, Metazoa, Chordata, Mammalia, Perissodactyla, Rhinocerotidae. Gene Ontology annotation, biological process: arachidonate metabolic process; xenobiotic metabolic process. Gene Ontology annotation, molecular function: oxidoreductase activity, acting on paired donors, with incorporation or reduction of molecular oxygen, reduced flavin or flavoprotein as one donor, and incorporation of one atom of oxygen; iron ion binding; heme binding. Gene Ontology annotation, cellular component: intracellular membrane-bounded organelle; cytoplasm.